Messenger RNA from Zea mays, 3776 nucleotides. RefSeq names its product squamosa promoter-binding-like protein 6. NCBI's taxonomy places the organism in Eukaryota, Viridiplantae, Streptophyta, Magnoliopsida, Poales, Poaceae. Gene Ontology annotation, molecular function: protein binding; DNA binding. Bases 581 to 3466 code for a protein of 961 amino acids. The transcript is spliced from 11 exons. Gene Ontology annotation, cellular component: nucleus. The record is from RefSeq and is a predicted model, not a curated record.
AUCAAAAGACUCUGACCGCCAAUCAUAGGGUGUCGCAUACAUUUCUGGUGGUCCUAGGCGACCCGGCUACGGGUAGGUCCCGCACGGCCCACUCACACAUGCCAUCCCACCUCUACCUUUCUCUGCUCUUUCCCCUCCACCCUGCUGCUCCCAGUCCCCCCCACCUCGAGACUCCACUGCUGACUGCUGUGCAUCCCAACCAAAGCUUCCCCGCCGAAUUCCCCAACCUCCCGCCGGAUUCGCCAAGCUCGUGGAUUACGGAGCCCGAUUCGUCCGCGGAGCUGCGGCCUGGGCCGCCUAUUCGCUCGGUUCAUUGCCUCGCUGAUUCGCUCCGGCACCCUCUUUCUGCAUGAGCUCGGAUUGGAGGUGGCGUUUCUGAUUCCCUCUGGCAGGAGGCGCGAGGGGCAUGUGGGUUUCGCUGGUGUGGGUCCGGGGCUGCGUGGGCGUCACAUUCGUCGAUUUCCAGACCGGGAGGGAAGCCCACUAGAUCUCUCGGCUCCUGCGCUCCUCGGGAGAGUCGGGGAGGCUAGCUAGCUGUGAUCGGAGAAGGCUGGUGUAGGGUUUUGGGAGGGGAGGGGACAUGGAGGCCGCCAGGUUUGGCACCCAGAGCAGCCACUUGUACGGCGGUGGGCUUGACCUCAACAGGCGCGAGAAGAGGGUGUUUGGCUGGGACCUCAACGACUGGAGCUGGGACAGUCAGCGCUUUGUUGCGACGCCGGUGCAGCAGCAGGCGGCGAAUGGCUCUGGACUGAACAGCUCACCAUCGUCGUCCGAGGAAGCCGUGGAAGAGGUGGCUAGGAAUGGUGGCUUCAGAGGUGACACUGACAAGAGGAAAAGGGUCAUCGAUGAUGACGAAACCGAGGAUCAGUGCACGGUCUUGCAUGGUGGCAGGUCGCUCAGCUUGAAAAUUGGGGGUGCUGCUGGUGGUGUUGGAGCGAUGGAGAACAGCGAUGUAAACGAGGAUAAUGAGAGAAAUGGAAAGAAGGUCAGGGUACAAGGAGGCAGCUCAAGUGGGCCGGCGUGCCAGGUUGAGGACUGCGGAGCGGAUCUGGCUGCAGAAAAGGAUUACCACCGCCGACACAAGGUUUGCGAGAAGCAUGCUAAGGCCAGCACCGCCGUGGUCGGGAACACUGUCCAGAGGUUCUGCCAGCAAUGUAGUAGGUUUCACCUUCUUCAUGAAUUCGAUGAAGGGAGGCGAAGUUGCCGGCGACGCUUAGCAGGCCACAAUAGACGCAGGAGGAAAACCCGGCCUGAUACUGCAAUUGGUGGGACUGCUUCAAUUGAGGACAAAGUCAGCAAUUAUUUAUUGUUGAGUCUUAUCGGAAUCUGUGCUAAUAUGAACUCUGACAAUGCUCAGAAUGCAAACGGCCAGGAGUUGCUAUCCACUCUUUUGAAGAACCUAGGAUCUGUUGCCAAAUCACUGGAGCCAAAAGAACUAUGUAAAUUCCUGGAGGCAUACCAAAGCCUGCAAAAUGGAUUGAAUGCUGGAACCUCUGGAAUAGCUAAUGGUGCAGAAGAGGCUGCAGGACCAUCUAACUCUAAGUUGCCUUCUGUGAAUGAUAGUCAUUAUGGACAGGCAUCAUCAUCUGUUGUGCCAGUACAAUCGAAGGCUACCACGGUGGUAACUCCAGAGCCUGCAUCAUGCAAGCUUAAAGAUUUUGAUCUGAAUGACACUUGCAUUGAUAUGGAAGGCUUUGAGGAUGGGCAAGAAGGUUCACCUACACCUGCCUUUAAGACAGCUGACUCUCCUAAUUGUGCAUCAUGGAUGCAGCAAGAUUCUACUCAAAGCCCACCACAGACUAGUGGCAACUCAGAUUCAACAUCAACACAAUCAUUGUCAAGCUCAAAUGGAGACACUCAGUGCCGAACUGAUAAGAUUGUCUUCAAGCUUUUCGAUAAAGUUCCCAGUGACUUACCUCCAGUUUUGCGGUCGCAGAUUCUUGGUUGGUUGUCGAGUAGCCCAUCUGAUAUAGAAAGCCAUAUUAGUCCUGGCUGUAUUAUUCUAACUGUAUAUGUUCGGUUAGUUGAGUCUGCAUGGCAAGAGCUUUCUGAGAAUAUGAGCCUGCUCCUGGGUAAGCUUUUGAAUAGCUCCACUGACGACUUUUGGGCAUCUGGCUUGGUAUUUGUGAUGGUUCGGCACCACUUAGCUUUUAUGCUCAAUGGUCAAAUUAUGUUGGACAGGCCUCUGGCACCCAGUUCUCAUCAUUACUGCAAGAUUUUAUGUGUCAGACCUGUUGCUGCACCUUAUUCUGCAACAAUAAAUUUCAGGGUAGAAGGUUUUAACCUACUCAGUACUUCCUCAAGGCUAAUUUGUUCUUUUGAAGGACACUGCAUAUUCCAUGAAGACACGGAUUCUGGAGCAGAGAAUGUUGAGUACAAGGAUAGGGACAUCGAAUGCCUCAGUUUUUGUUGUUCUGUUCCUGGUCCAAGAGGAAGAGGAUUUAUAGAGGUCGAAGAUAGUGGUUUUAGCAAUGGCUUCUUCCCCUUCAUAAUUGCUGAGAAGGAUGUAUGCGCUGAGGUUUCUGAGCUGGAGAGCAUAUUUGAGUCAUCCAGUAAUGAACAUGCAAAUGCCAGGGACCAAGCUCUGGAGUUUCUAAAUGAGCUGGGUUGGCUUCUUCAUAGAGCGAACAGAAUGUCUAAAGAGGAUGAAACUGACACAUCUCUAGCUCCCUUUAACAUGUGGAGAUUCAGAAAUCUCGGUGUAUUUGCCAUGGAGCGGGAGUGGUGUGCCGUGAUCAAAAUGCUGUUAGAUUUCUUAUUUAUUGGCCUUGUUGAUGUGGGAUCUCGGUCUGCAGAAGAGAUGGUGCUUUCAGAAAAUCUGUUGCAUGCUGCUGUACGGAGGAAGUCUGUUAACAUGGUUAGAUUUCUGCUGAGAUACAAACCAAAUAAAAACUCGAAGGGAACUGCACAGGCAUACUUAUUUAGACCUGAUGCUCUGGGCCCUUCAAAGAUUACCCCCCUCCAUAUAGCAGCUGCCACUAGUGAUGCAGAGGAUGUGUUGGACGCGCUUACCCAUGAUCCUGGACUGAUUGGAAUUAGUGCUUGGAGCAAUGCACGGGACGAAACAGGUUUUACCCCAGAAGACUAUGCUCGGCAGAGAGGCAAUGGCGCUUACCUGAAUCUGGUCCAAAAGAAGAUUGAUAAGCAUCUUGGCGAAGGCCACGUUGUCCUCGGUGUUCCGAGCAGUAUAUGCCCUGUAAUAACCGAUGGCGUUAAGCCUGGCGAUGUUAGCCUCGAGAUAUGCAGGGCAAUGUCUGCAUCAGUGCCAGGUUGCCUCCUCUGCAGCCGUCAGGCACGGAUGCAUCCAAGUUCUACGGCAAGGACCUUCCUUUAUAGGCCAGCAAUGUUAACUGUGAUGGGAGUCGCUGUGGUUUGUGUCUGCGUGGGCAUACUCCUCCACACCUUUCCCAGGGUUUAUGCCGCGCCCACAUUCAGAUGGGAGCUGCUGGAGCGUGGACCCAUGUAAAUUUUAGGAUGAAAUAAACCUAGCAGUUUUGUAACUUGAGAGCUCUAGCGCAAAGGAACAUAAUUACCGUGUGAAGAAGUUCCUUUGCAUUUGCAGCAAGAUCCGGUUGCUGUUGUAAGCUUAUAUAUCGUCAAUAUCAACUAUAUUUACAGCCUAACAUGCUUCGAUUCCAUUCAUCAUUUUUAUUGUAGAAUUUGUUUCUUCCUUGCGGAGAUUUUGUGAGCCGUCAGAAUAAAACAUGUCCUUGUUUAUGUAAUCGUUGAGACAUAACAUAUCUUGGAAUGACACUGAAAAACUCAAGAUUUUAUUA